Molecule: messenger RNA, 1557 nt
Organism: Tachysurus vachellii
Lineage: Eukaryota; Metazoa; Chordata; Actinopteri; Siluriformes; Bagridae
Gene: mb
Product: myoglobin
Exons: 4
Coding region: 143-586 (147 amino acids)
Biological process (GO): oxygen transport
Cellular component (GO): extracellular exosome
Molecular function (GO): heme binding; oxygen binding
Source: RefSeq, a predicted model, not a curated record
GGAUGGGCAUGUUUAAUUGACAGCUGAGGGGACAAACUUUUGUCAGGACAGUAUAUAAACCCUAAACUCAGGUAUCAGUGGCACUGCAAGAAAAAAUCUGAAUAAACUUCUCAGCUUAGCUGAUAACAACACUGUCCUGACAAUGUCUGACUUUGACUUGGUUCUGAAGUGCUGGGGCAAGGUGGAAUCUGACUAUCCUGGUUAUGGAGGAGAAAUUCUGACCCGUCUGUUUUCGGAGCACCCCGAUACCCAGAAACUCUUCCCAAAAUUUGUUGCAAUACCACAGAGUAGUCUGGCAGGAAAUAAGGACGUCGCAGCACAUGGCACCACAGUCCUGAAAAAACUAGCUGACCUGGUCAAGGCAAAGGGACAGCAUGCUGACAUCCUCAAGCCAAUGGCUACAUCCCAUGCCAACAUACACAAGAUUCCCCUGAACAACUUCAAGCUGAUUAGUGAGAUCAUCGUGCAGGUGUUCAAGGAGAAGGCCGGGCUCGAUGCCGCCGGACAGGACGCUCUGAGGAGGGUGUUGGCUGCCGUCAUCAACGACCUAGACUGCUACUACAAAGAGCUCGGCUUCGCCGGCUAGAUGACCUCUGACCCUCUUGAGUCCCUAACAUCACUGGGGCCAAUUACAUGGGUGUUUAUUUAGCCAGUGGGAGUAGAGUAUAAUCAAGGCUUUUAUAAUUAUUACUAUUUCUGCAAGCAAUGCUUUAACUGCAUAGUAGUAAGCAAUAGCUGUGGAGUCCAAGGCAAACUUAACAUUCUCCUCGAACCAGCCUGACAACAGAGAAGAUGCUGAAAUGAAUGAGUCUAAAAUCUCAAGCCUCUGAUUUUAUCUGUUACAAAAAAUAAAUCCGGUUUCAAAGCUUUUCUUCUAAAUCACUGUUCAUUACUAACAGAAGUUCAUUUGUUUUCUUAUCGACCGAGUCAUUAGGAGCGUACGUGUGCCGUCGGUUGUGCGACUUUUACACUCUGCCAUAUAUGGAAAGGUGUGUAAAUAGGAUAUACAGAGACUUUCAAUGAAUUUGUUUCGUUUUUUUUAAGAAUUUUUGGAUUAAUAAGAUGGAUUAACGUUUUAAGAGGAUUUACUAAAGCAGUUUGUGGUAAUGUGUUUGUGGACAGACUGCAUUCGACAGCCUUCUAAGAACGGCACAACUGCCAAUUGUUCUUGUGUUAAUCUCUGAUAGUCCGAGUCCGGGCCAUGCAAAAUAAAACGUAAAAACAGAGCUGGAAAGUCGAGUUACAAGUCAAAUGUGCAGGUAUGAAUAAAAUGAGCACAUCUGAUGGACGGAUAUAAUUUCAUUAAAAUGAAUUUUACAAAUAUCUGCUAGCCAUCGACUCCUCAGAUUAUUUACACAGCAAAGUCAUUUCAUCCAAAUCUAAUGGAAAAGAAUUGGAUGAGUACUACUCUGAAGCGUGUGUGUGUGUGUGUGUGUGUGUGUGUGUGCACAUUAGUACAGUCCUGCUGGUCUAUACUGUAUCUCCCUGCUGUAUCACUAAAAUGCUUUAAUAUGUGAUUAACCAGUGAUCAUUAAUAAAAUUCUCCUUGCUCACAAA